Phytophthora sojae is the source of this 957-nucleotide messenger RNA. RefSeq lists its product as hypothetical. The transcript is spliced from 2 exons. Gene Ontology annotation, biological process: pectin catabolic process. The coding region runs from base 1 to 957 and encodes 318 amino acids. Gene Ontology annotation, molecular function: pectate lyase activity. Gene Ontology annotation, cellular component: extracellular region. The record is from RefSeq and is a predicted model, not a curated record. NCBI's taxonomy places the organism in Eukaryota, Oomycota, Peronosporomycetes, Peronosporales, Peronosporaceae.
AUGGUCAAGCUCUUCGCCGCAUCCGCCGCCCUGCUCCUUGCCACCGCCACCGCCGCGUCCGUGCCCGACGGCAAGUGGCCCACCAGCGCCGGGUCCGUCCGACUCGCCGCGGCGCAGGUCGUCAAGGCCGGCGAGGUGUUCGACGGCAAGAUGCAGACGUACGAGCGCUCCGACGUGUCGUGCGAGGGCCAGACCGAGAGCGGCGCCGACACGGCCGUGUUCAAGCUCGAGCCGGGCGCCACGCUCAAGAACGUCAUCAUCGGCAAGAACCAAAUGGAGGGCGUCCACUGCGACAAGCACGACUGCACCAUCGAGAACGUCUGGUGGGACGACGUGUGCGAGGACGCGCUGAGCGUCAAGGGCGGCUCGGCCUCCAGCGUCACCACGGUCACGGGCGGCGGCGCGCGCUCGGCCGACGACAAGGUCAUCCAGCACAACGGCCUCGGCACCGUCAAGAUCGACGGCUUCUACGGCGAGGAUGUCGGCAAGCUCUACCGCUCGUGCGGCACGUGCGGCGGCAAGGCGCGCAAGGUGUCCAUGUCCAACGUGCUCGUCGUGAACCCGACCAACGCCGUCGUGACGGUCAACAAGAACUGGGGCGACCAGGCCACGCUCAGCAACAUCUGGGUCAAGUCGAGCGGCAGCAAGAAGGUCAAGAUCUGCCAGUGGUCGCAGGGCAACGCCAACGGCGAGCCGUCCAUGCUGGGCGACGGCCCGUCGCCGUCUCUGUGUCAGUACUCGGAGAGCGACGUCCACAUCAACGGCAACGAGAGCAAGGGCAACAGCAGCAGCAGCAACAAGAAGAACGACGGCAAGGGCAACAAGAAGCAGGGUGACAACGAUGAUGACAAGAAGCAGAGCAACAACAGCAAGGGCGACAAGAAGAACGAGGGCAAGAGUGACAAGCAAAACGAGGGCAAGGGCGACAAGAAGAAGAACGACGACGAUGACAACUAG